Molecule: messenger RNA, 1720 nt
Organism: Beta vulgaris subsp. vulgaris (sugar beet)
Lineage: Eukaryota; Viridiplantae; Streptophyta; Magnoliopsida; Caryophyllales; Amaranthaceae
Product: organic cation/carnitine transporter 4-like
Exons: 2
Coding region: 21-1553 (510 amino acids)
Biological process (GO): transmembrane transport
Cellular component (GO): membrane
Molecular function (GO): transmembrane transporter activity
Source: RefSeq, a predicted model, not a curated record
CCAACUCCAAUUCCCAAACAAUGCCUUGUCAAAAUCCCAGGGACCUCCAAGAACCAUUGAUUCUCCCUACUAAUGAAAAAUCAAAUGGUCCAGAAAAGCUCACCAUAGAUGAUAUGCUACAAAAAUAUUGUGGUGAGUUUGGAAAGUGGCAACUAAGACACUUUAUAUUAACAAGCUUAGCUUGGGCCUUAGAGGCCUUUCAUACUAUGGUUAUGAUCUUCGCCGACCGCCAGCCGCGGUGGUGGUGUACUGGCCCGGGCUGUCGAACCCAACUUGAGGUUUGUGGGCUGUCGCCGGGCUCGUGGGAAUGGGUAGAUGGGACGGGUAGCUCCACCGUUGCUGAGUGGGGAUUGGUGUGCGGUAACAAGUACAAGGUUGGAUUGGUGCAAUCUUUGUUUUUCUUUGGCUGCAUGAUAGGAGCAGGAAUAUUUGGCCAUCUAUCAGAUUCAUCACUUGGAAGAAAAGGCUCAUUGAUGAUAGUAUGUCUAUUCAAUGGAAUUCUUGGAUGUCUAACUGCUUUAUCUCCAAAUUACUCAAUUUACACCCUCCUUAGGUUCUUAAGUGGCCUUAACACUGGUGGAGUGGGUAUGUGCGCCUUUGUCCUUGCCACUGAACCCAUUGGACCCUCCAAACGUGGGGUUGCUGGUAUAUCUACCUUCUACUUCUUCUCGAUUGGCAUUGCUCUCCUCUCCGGAAUCGCCUACAUUUUCCAGUCUUGGCGAUCUCUCUACGUUGCAUCGUCGAUUCCAUCAAUAAUCUUCGUUACAAUUGUCAUUCCAUUCAUCUCGGAGUCUCCUAGGUGGUACCUUGUACGAGGGAAAGCUAAGGAAGCGAUGGAAGUCAUGCGUCAUAUGGCAAAGUUUAAUGGUCGGACAAUCCCACAAGAUGUUGAGUUACUUCUUGACAACAAUAAUGCAAAUAAAAGUAAAGAAAGGGAAGCAAUAAACGGGUCUUUACUAGAUGUUUUAAAGUCCCCCAUCACAAGAGUACGCCUAUUUCUGGUUGUUCUAAUUAACUUUUGUUGCGCAAUUGUAUACUAUGGACUUAGUCUAAAUGUUGUCAAUCUUGAGACCAACAUCUACCUCAACGUACUGCUUAAUGCAGUUGCUGAAAUGCCGGCCUACACAUUAACGUCAAUUAUGUUGGAUAAGUUCGGGAGGAGGCCAUUAACGAUAGGAACAAUGUGGUUUAGUGGGGUGUCUUGUUUGUUGGGAAGUUUGAUGAAGAGCAACGGAAUGUGGAAGAUUUUACGGAUGAUCUCUGGGGUUUUAGGGAUUUUUGGUAUGGCAGGAACAUAUAAUUUAUUGUACAUCUAUGCUGUAGAGUUAUUCCCUACAGUGGUGAGGAACGCGGCCUUAGGAUGUGGUGCCCAAGCAUCCCAGAUGGGAGCAAUACUAGCGCCGCUUGUAGUGGUGAUGGGAGUUAGAUUGCCUUUUGUCAUAUUUUCCAUUUGUGGAAUAGUUGGUGGUUUGCUUGGAAUUUGUUUGCCUGAAACUUUGAAUCGACCCUUGUAUGAUACUAUGGUUGGCAUGGAGGAGGGUGAAGCUACUUAGGGUUUCUUUUACCUUUUUUUCUCUCUUUUUUAUUGGCGGGUAAUAGAGUGAGUAAUACAGGUAUGAUAAACCUCUAUUAGAUAGAUGUGUUAGACACAAUUUUUCAUGUAAUAAAUAUUGUUUCGCAUAACAUAUAAGGGGAAAACAACAAAAACAAUAUUUUUACA